Adineta steineri is the source of this 1092-nucleotide messenger RNA. The record is from the annotation of a GenBank genome assembly. NCBI's taxonomy places the organism in Eukaryota, Metazoa, Rotifera, Eurotatoria, Adinetida, Adinetidae.
AUGCUUCGUGAUAUGCUCUCGAAUACAACCAAUGAUGUUGACAACAGUACUUCUAUCAUCGCUGAUGCUUCGGCAUCUAUGUUAAUACCAACGCGCGUAGUCUUUUAUAUUUUUUUAUUAUUAGACAUUCCAUCAGUCAUAUGUAGUCUUUUACUUCUGUAUUAUUUUAUUCGUUUACCUGAAGUACACCAUCAUAAUGAAUCGAAUCAAAUUAUCAUCUAUCUUCUAAUUGGCUCAUUUUUAGUAACAUCACUUGAUAUUCCAUUGAUGUUACCUUAUCUCCACAAUUAUAGUUACAUACCUUCAAUGGCACAUCCAAAAUUUUUUUGUAUCUUUUGGAUAAUGUAUGAUUAUGGUAUGUAUUCAAUAAAUUUAUGGUUGAUGACACUUGCUUGUUUGGAACGGUAUCUACGAAUAUUUUUCAAACAAUUAAUUACACACAAUGCAAAGCGACAUUUUUUUCUGUAUUACGUAUCAGGUGUAACCAUUGUUCUAUUUGUCUUCUUCUGGUAUUUAUAUUUAAUUGCAUUGUAUCCAUGUGAACAAACUCAAUUUGAUUUUACUCAAAUUCUUUGUGGUUUUCCAUGUUACAAAACUGUUGGUAGUGUAACAAUUCAAAAUACUGAUUGGGCUAUUGCUGAUUUAUUACCAUUAUUUUUAUCGAUACUUUUUAUUUUCAUAUUAUUUUCACAUGUUUUUUAUCAGAGACAUAGAGUCAGCAAACAUUUAACGCAACAAAAUAUAUGGAAACGUACACGUAAAAUGUUUUUACAACUUUUACCAAUUACAAUUAUAUUUUUAGUAUUUAAUAUGCCUCUGAUUAUUGUUGGACUUCUUGCUAUUUCAAAUCCAUGGUAUAAUACAACACCAUACUUCUAUGUUAAUUCUUUAUCCUAUUGUUUAUCAUUAUGUAUGCCAUUUGCUAUUCUUUCUAGACAAUCAGUCAUACAGAAACGACUUGCUACUUUAUUGAGAUUAAGACGAUUGAAUCGAACUAGACCAACAAAUAUAAGUGUAAUGCCAUUGCGUUUAGGAAACACUGUAACAGUUAGAAGAUCAAUCCUAGCUACUGGUAUGCUCAAUGGUUUAUAA